ACAGCAGCCAGUGGAGUCUGGUCUAAAAGGGGAAAUGGGUGCUGUCCCAUCAGCCUCAUUCUGUCCUUAGUCAGCUGCCACCUGCCCUCCUUCCUAUUUACAAACAGUCCAGUUGAUGGACAGUUAGCUUAGCUGUUAGCCUGCUCCUCCUUAUUCUCAGUGCUGGCAUUAUAGAGCUGUGAAGAGAAUAGGAUAAGAUCAAAUCUAGAAUGAGUUAACUCUGUCAUUGGCUCAGGCUCCACCUAGUGCUGGCUUCUCAGCCUUCCUCCCUACCAAUCUCAAUGGGCACCAACCACUGAUGACAGCAGCUCUCUACAUUGCAACAUUUUGUUUCAGCCUCCCCUCCCCACUCACGGUACCUUAAUGACUUGUACAUGUUUGUGUAUGUGUGUUUAGGCGCAUGAAUUGAGAAAAAGAAAUUCAACAAAGAGAAAACAGCAGAGAAGACAAAACAUUGACAGGCUGAGUUUCUGAAAGUGCAGCAGAAAAAGAGGGCCCUGUAAUUGGAUUAUGACAUAACUUGCAUUUUCCCUUGCUUGGCAAAUGCAGGACCUAUGUUGCAUACAUUCAUGGGCCUCUUGCCAAGUCUCGUUCCACCCACUGUUGAUGAGUAUAUAACAUUGCUUCAGAUAGUGACUCAAUGAAGCUUCAUGAAAGGAGGAGGAUGUGAAGUAACAGAGGCAGAACUCUGCAACAGAUCUUCUACUGAGAGCUCAGACAAGUAGGUUUCCAUCUCAGGACCCAUCUUGAGCUUGCUUGGCCUCCACUUGCAACCCUUGACCACCUCUCAGAUCAGAUAUCACAUGAUUAGCUUGGUGUUUCCUAGGACAGAUUAACUUCCAGGUGGAAGAUGUGGAUGCAGAAAGCUGGAUUUUCCAUCAUCUGAUUCUAAAAUUCUUGAGUGACACUGCUCUGCAAUAUGGCUUGUUGGAAAAGGCAAGUGGACAUGUCUAAGGAAGACGAAUUACCAUUCUCCGUGUCUUACUGUCAGACCCAAGGGGAGGAACAUUCAGACUACUGGAAGGAAGAUCUUCACAAUGGGCAAAUGCUUAUGGUUCUCACAGCUCACGAGUCCUGUUUUUCUACGUUUUUUGAUAUGAAUCUUUGGGUAGAGAGAUUGAAGACCAUGGGAAUUCAGGUGACAGCUGACCAGUGGAAAAAAUUGAUUCAGUGUGCAGUGCUAGAACCAGAGGUGAGAAAGCACCUUUUCUACAACUCCAGAGCAUUUGCGAUCUCAAUUGCUGUGGUUUUCUACGUGACCCUCUGGAUCAAUCUUUUUUCCACCCUGCAGAUAUAUUCUGUAGCACAAUCCUGGGAAAUCAGUAUUUUGGCCACUGCAGUUGCCCUAGUGGCUGCCUUGAUCGUCAGACUCACAAUUCACCAACAUCAAAGGAAGCUGAAUGUAAGUACAGACAUGAGACUAGCCGCUGCCAACGAAGCUUUCAUGAAAAACAAAUUCCUGGUGGGGUUCACAAAUAUGCCGGAGAAGCAAUGUAGUGUUCCACAGCUCUGGUUUGUUCAUUUUGACGUGGGGCCAUGCCUUCAAUUCUUAGCAGACUCUCUGGCAGAAAUUAAGAGGAAUGAGAAGUCUGCUCUGAAGCACAACCUGAAAGAACUCUGCAUUGUAAUAGAGACUCCCAUCCUUCCAAGUCAGGAAAAAGGCCUGGGAAUUUCUUCAGAAGAUUCUGAACUGCUGCCCGAGAGAAAGGACAGCACCCAAAGUGCCUUGGCAUACCGAGAGUUCCUCCAGCUUGUCCCAGAUGGAGCACCUGAGGUGAUGGCCCAUCAGCUAUUGGCAAUCUUCAGUGGCUGCUACAUCAGACUUCUGGUCAGUGGUCAGCUCACAGAGGUCGCUGCAAGACGACAUGUAUCACUCAACCACACCCCAUGCCUGUGCCAAUUCGUCGAGAUGACAGUGCUGGCAAAGAGAUCCUCUUGGUUCAAGCUGAGGUGACCAGUGGUGGAUGAUGUAGCCCUUUGCAUUAUGCACAGUAUUAACCAGAAUGGAGACCUAGAACUUGCAAACUGGGGGAAUUAUUUCACAUGGUUGUCUGAAUUGGCCACAGUGACACACACCUUAGUUAUGCACUAUUUGCAUUGCUGUAACAUGCUCUACAUAGGAUUGCCUUUGAAAAGUGCUCAAAAACUUCAGCUGGCUCAAAGAGCUGCCAGAUUGCUGUCCCGGGCUGGUUAUAUGACCUAUAUGGAUUAGGUCCAAGCUAUCUGAAACACCACAUUCCCUCAUAAGAACCUGCCCAGGUUUCGAGAGCUUCAAGGGAGAUCUUUCUCUUGGUCCCACCAUCCUGACAGGCAUACUUGGUGGGGAUGUAGGAGAGGACCUUCUUGCUAGCUGCUGCCAGACUCUGAAACUCCCUCUCCAGAGAAGCCAGGCUGGUUCCCUCGUGGUGUUUCUGCUGACAGGUAAAGUCUUGUUCCAAUAGGCUUUGGGAAGGUGACUGCUUUUAAUGAAAGGGCUGGUGCUGUGCUGUUUUUCAUUCAAGCUAUUUUUUAUUG
Molecule: messenger RNA, 2514 nt
Organism: Podarcis muralis (Common wall lizard)
Lineage: Eukaryota; Metazoa; Chordata; Lepidosauria; Squamata; Lacertidae
Source: RefSeq, a predicted model, not a curated record